Messenger RNA from Labrus bergylta (ballan wrasse), 888 nucleotides. It is a transcript of the gene adoa, whose product is annotated as 2-aminoethanethiol (cysteamine) dioxygenase a. The record is from RefSeq and is a predicted model, not a curated record. Lineage: Eukaryota; Metazoa; Chordata; Actinopteri; Labriformes; Labridae. Gene Ontology annotation, cellular component: mitochondrion. Gene Ontology annotation, molecular function: oxidoreductase activity, acting on single donors with incorporation of molecular oxygen, incorporation of two atoms of oxygen.
AGGCGAGUCGGUGGAAAAUGACUGGAGGGAGGCUGUUAUCUGAUGCUAAUUUAACACUUUAUCGCCAUGAAUUGUGUUUCAUUUUGAGUAAAGUCGUGUUGUUAUCUUUUUUAAACGUGUACCGAGCAGUAGUCCGUGAUAUGUGCUGACCGUUGAGGCUUUUAGAGACGGUUAAAGCGGUGAAAUCAGCGGCGGAGCGGAGCCUCCCACACGGACAGGAUGCCUCGGGACAACAAGACCCCUCUGAUCCAGAAGAUCGCCAAGCAGGCCUACAUCACCUACAAAGGCUUUAAGAGUGAAUCUAACGGGGAUAACAACCUGUUACCGGACAGACACUCGGAACUCCUCUCUUUAGUCACCGCCAUCAGAGCCGCCGACCUCAAAAUCCCACCACGGAAAGCCAAAGCGAGCCCCGGGGCAUCGGGGCCCCACAACCCCCCGGUCACCUACAUGCACAUCUGUGAGACGGAGGUGUUCAGCAUGGGCGUGUUCCUGCUCCGGACCGGGGCCUCCAUCCCGCUGCACGACCACCCGGGCAUGAACGGGAUGCUCAAGGUGCUAUAUGGGAAGGUGAGCGUCCGUUGCUUCGAUAAGCUGGAGGAUCCCCCGUCGGUCAGCCUGCCUCAGUUUGACCCUCCCCUUGCUCCUCCACAGGCGGCCUCCGUGCGGCGCUCCGUCCUGCGCUCGGUGGCUGAGUACUCGGAGGGCAGCGGGCCGUGCCUCCUCACUCCUCUGAGGCAUAACCUCCAUCAGAUCGACGCCGUGGACGGGCCCACCGCCUUCCUCGACAUCCUUGCUCCUCCAUAUGACCCAGAUGACGGGCGGGACUGUCACUACUACAGAGUCCUGCACGCGGAAGGGGAGGGGGAGGCAGGCGGGGCGCUCUGA